AUGAAUUUAUUAAAUGUCAAAACUCUACGUCUCGAGAAGUGCAGAGAUGGUACGCCCUAUGCGAUAUUGUCCCACCGAUGGGCUGAUGGACAGGAGUUUCUCUACGAGCAUAUCACAAGCGAUAUGACCGAAACUCAAAGAAAUGAUCACCCGGGCUAUGCUAAAGUCGCUGGUGCAUGUAAACAAGCACGGCUGGACGGUCAUGGCUACAUGUGGAUCGAUACUCUUUGUAUCGACAAGUCAUCCAGUUCUGAACUCAACGAAGCCAUCAACUCAAUGUUCAACUAUUACAAGGAAGCACAGGUCUGCUACGCGUAUCUCGCGGGUUUGUCUCAUACAAUAGACCCUUACAUAGCAGAUGAAUUCGCCACCCAUGAAUGGUUUUCCCGCGGAUGGACACUUCAAGAGCUCAUUGCACCAACAGAGGUCCUCUUCUUCACCGACGGCAACUGGGUAUGCCUUGGGCGAAAAUCCAGCAUGUGCGAGAGGCUUUCUUCCAUCACUGGCAUAGACAGCGGUAUUCUCUCUCACACUCGCGAUAUGCGAUCAAUCAGUGUGGCUAAACGCAUGUCAUGGGCAUCCAAACGAAUAACCACGAGAAUUGAAGACCGCGCGUAUUGUUUGUUAGGACUUUUUGACAUAAGCAUGCCAAUGUUAUAUGGAGAAGGCGAGAAAUCGUUUAUUCGACUACAAGAAGAAAUCAUGAAAGAGUCAAACGACGAAUCUCUCUUCCUAUGGACAGACGAUGGCGCAGACCCAAAUGCAGUUGCAGGCCUUCUUGCUCGAUCUCCAGAUCAGUUCAAAGCAUCGAGUCACUUUUUCCCGUACUACGACUGGGAGCCACGAGCGCCAUUUUUCAAGACAAAUCAGGGACUUCAGAUCACGCUCCCUCUA
This is a messenger RNA of Trichoderma atroviride IMI 206040, 894 nucleotides long. NCBI's taxonomy places the organism in Eukaryota, Fungi, Ascomycota, Sordariomycetes, Hypocreales, Hypocreaceae. The record is from RefSeq and is a predicted model, not a curated record.